This is a messenger RNA of Fusarium coffeatum, 1044 nucleotides long. RefSeq lists its product as uncharacterized. Gene Ontology annotation, molecular function: amidinotransferase activity. Lineage: Eukaryota; Fungi; Ascomycota; Sordariomycetes; Hypocreales; Nectriaceae. The transcript has a single exon. Gene Ontology annotation, cellular component: mitochondrion. The record is from RefSeq and is a predicted model, not a curated record. Bases 1 to 1044 code for a protein of 347 amino acids.
AUGACAAUCACCUAUUUCCCAACCGUUCACGCCGAUAAUGAAUGGUCUCCUCUGAAAUCCAUCAUUGUCGGCCGCGCUGGCGUCGCAUGUUUUCCCAAUGCCCCAGCCGCGAUGAUCAAAGCCACAAUGCCAGAAGAGUACCACGACAAGUUCAAGCCACACAAUCCCUUCCCAUCAGCCCUCAUCAAAAAGGCAGAAGAAGACCUCGAUACAUUUGCUUCAAUUCUAAGAGAGCACGGCGUUCAGGUCAUCCGACCACCCAAGAACAUCAAUUGGAAGGAUAUUGGCGGAUAUACUGGCGCCAUGCCGCGUGAUGGCCUAAUGAGCGUUGGGAAUACUUUGAUAGAGGCAUGCUUCGCUUGGCCCUGUCGCGCGGAGGAGAUCGAAGUUGGAUUUUCGUCUAUUCUUGAUCGAUUAAGCCUAGAUGAUAAGAUUAAAAUCGUUCGCCGUCCAAAGAGCUCCUUCGCCAAUACGCUGCUGGAUGAUGAUGGGACCAAGAACGACAGAUGGGUUAUCAAUAACAGCCGUCCCGCUUUCGACGUCGCAGACUUUAUGCGCUUUGGCAAAACGAUCAUCGGACAAUUAAGCCAUGUCACGAACCAAGCUGGAAUCGACUACGUUCAACAGCAUCUUCCCCCAGGCUACAACAUCGAACUAUUGGACGUUGACGAUCCUCAUGCAAUGCACAUUGAUGCAACGAUUCUUCCUCUUCGCGAAGGUCUUCUGGUGUAUAAUCCGGAAAAGGUCACUGAGGCUAGCUUGCGAAAGCAUGCCAUCCUCAAAGACUGGGACUUGCAACCAUAUCCAUUCAUCCCGGAAGAACGCGAUAACCCGCCAUUGUAUAUGACCAGUCCGUGGCUUUGUCUAAAAGUCUUGGUCUUGGAUGGGAAGAAGGCCAUUGUGGAAGCAAGCGAUGCACGGUCGAUGCGGUGGUUUGAGUCUCUUGGGAUGGAGUGUAUUCCUUGUCCUUUCCAGCAUGUCAAUAGUAUCGGGGGAUCAUUUCACUGUGCUACUGUUGAUCUUGUGAGGGGUGCUGGGCAAUAG